GCAUACGCCAAAAGAAUAAAUAACAACUGGAAACAAUUGGGGAGAAUUGUCUAGGAUAGAGUAGGAUGGAUAAUGUUGGUGGAUGACCUAGACUCCUCCAUAAGUAAGCAAUUCAACAGUGGAUGCAUCCAUUUUAACAACCACAACCACCACAACAACAAAACAAUAUUAUCAUAGACCAUUAAGAUAUUAUUUACAAUUAUCAAAUGGAAACAAACAAUCUCUUAGAUCAUAUUUAUAUAAUUCAGAAAAUUGGCUUACACAACAAAUUAAUAAUCCAUUUUUAUCAAAUAUAAUGACAAAUGAUCAUAGUAUUAAUCCUUAUGAUAAUAAUAAUAAUAAUAAUGAACAUAAUGAAAAUCAACAAUUCACUAAUGAUCAAUUAAAUGAUAAAACACGAUCAAUUAUUGAAAAAUUUAAAAACAAAAUUUUAUAUCAAUUAAAUAUGAAAACAGUACCCAAAGUAAAUGUGAAUAAUGAAUCUGAAUGGAAUUCAUUACCAAUAAUAUUACGUAAUAGAUUAAAAACUGAAAUUGAUAUUAAUAAUCAAUUAAUUGAUAAACCAAUUGAACAAGAUGAAGAGAAAGAAACAUUAAUUUUAUUGAAACAAUACCAACCGCCAGUGAAACUGCCCAAUCCAAAUAUAUAUACAUUAAAAGUAGCCGAAGAAAUUGAUCCAACUCAUAUAAGCCGAGUUACUCUUCAUGUUGAGAUCAAUAGUGAAAUUCGUCCAAAUUCAAUAUUCACUUUAUGGGAAAUUCAUCCUACAUUAUUUAAACCAAAUUUUUUAUGGAUUAAUGAUAUCAAUAAUAAUAAUAAUAAUAAUAAUAAUAAUAAUAAUAAUAAUAAUAAUGAUAAUGAUAAUGAUGAUGAUGAUUUCACAGCUGAAUCAUUACAACAAACUGAUAUUAAUGAUUAUAAUGAAAUGGUAAAUGAUCAAAAAUUUCAAUCAUCAAAUUUAUUCAAUUAUCCAUAUAAAUUAUCUAGAAAUAAUUUUCAAAGAAUAUUUAAAUUUAUUAAACCAGAAAUAGCUAAAACUAUUAUACCUCAAAAUUAUUUCACAUCUAUGAUAACAUUUAAUAUUACAAAUCGUAUGAUUUAUUGGUUAAAAUAUAAUAAUAUAAAAAUUCAAGCUUAUAAACCAUUAAUAAGAUAUUUAAUGAUUAUGUGUAAUGAUUGUGAUAAUGAACAAAAUAUUAUUGAUCCAAAAAAGGUUGUUAUGGAAAUUAAAUAUCGUCCACGCUUAAAAAGACAGAGGCGUUCAUUAACUAAGGGAGAUGAGACAAUAUACAAUGUAUGUCGUUCUAAUGGACACCAUUAUAGUUGUUGUACACAACCAUUAUCUGUUAAAUUUUCUGAUAUUGGUUGGGAUAAUUGGAUUAUACACCCAAAAAGUUUUGAACCGAAUUAUUGUCGAGGAUCCUGCAAAGUCACAUCAACAAAAAGUCUACACUAUGAUGUUAUGGAUUUAUUAUUACGUAAGAAUUUAUCACAAUUUGGAAAUGUUCAACGUGAUGAAGUACAAUCUUGUUGUCAUCCAACUCAAUUAACUAGUAUGUCUGUUUUAUACUUGGAUUCAAAUCGAGAAUUACAAAUGCAUACUUUACAUAAUUUAAUUGUUUUAGGAUGUGCUUGUAGUUAAUAACACUAUUCAUUCCUAUUACAUUUUAAUUACAUGUCUACAUGUGUGUAAUGUUGAUUAUUUUGUUCAAUUACAUAAAUUCUAUUAUUAUUAUUGUUGUUGUUCAUAUUCAAUUUAUUGACUAUCUAAACAAAUGCUGCUUACAUGCUUACAACAUAAAUGAAGAAUAUGUAACGUUAUGAAUUUCCUAGAUAUAUUAUUUACUUACAUAAAAUGUCCCCAUCUAUUUAUGUAUGUUGUGAAUUGUUUAUUUUAGAUGUAACCAUUUCAAUAAUUAUUCAACAUUAUUGAACAUAACAAAAACUAAAUUUAAACAAAUAUUAAUUAAUCAUAUUCAGGAGUUCAAUAAAUGUCAUUUUGUUUCUGUCACUAAUCAAUUAGUUCAUAUAAGGUUUUUCAUAACUUUAAAAAAGUGUGUGUGUGUGUGAGAGACAUAGAGAGGGAAAAAAAACUGUCACAAGCAUCUCAAAUGAUUUGAUCAUUUUAACUGACUUUCUUUUUUGCAAUAUUAUUUUUUAACAUUACAAAAUUAAACACACAUACAUUUCGUCGUCAUCAUCAUCACCUUCAUUAUCAUCAUAAUUCACUGUCCUCUUCUACUAAAUGAAAAUGAAAUGUCAAUAAAUAUUUUUGUGUUAUGUUUAAAUGUUUACAAUCAUUUUAUUUGUUUUUCUUGUAUUCACAUAUUUUUUUUUGUUGAUGUUUGUGAAAUGUGAAAUAAUAUUCAAUUUUAUGUGUAAAUUUUAAUAUAUAGAAACGAAAAAAA
Molecule: messenger RNA, 2408 nt
Organism: Schistosoma spindalis
Lineage: Eukaryota; Metazoa; Platyhelminthes; Trematoda; Strigeidida; Schistosomatidae
Source: the annotation of a GenBank genome assembly